Messenger RNA from Setaria italica (foxtail millet), 918 nucleotides. RefSeq names its product ATP-dependent DNA helicase PIF1. NCBI's taxonomy places the organism in Eukaryota, Viridiplantae, Streptophyta, Magnoliopsida, Poales, Poaceae. The transcript is spliced from 2 exons. Bases 1 to 918 code for a protein of 305 amino acids. The record is from RefSeq and is a predicted model, not a curated record.
AUGCACCACCUUAAGCUCGUGCGCAACAUGAGGGCGCAGAGUGACCCGUGGUUUGCAGAAUAUCUACUGCGCAUUGGUGGUGGCACGGAGGAGGUUAACGGAGAUGGUGAUGUAUGUCUUCCUGACGAUAUAUGUGUCCCGUACUCUGGGGAUUCUGAGAAAGAUCUUAACAGGUUGAUUGAAUGCAUCUUUCCAAACCUUAAUGCAAACAUGACAAACAAGGACUACAUCACCUCCAGAGCGAUUCUAUCUACACGUAAUGAUUGGGUGGACAAUAUUAAUAUCAAGAUGAUCGGCAUGUUCCAGGGUGGGGAGAUGGUGUACCAUGGUUUCGACUCCGCGAUUGAUGAUCCGCAUAACUACUAUCCGUCGGAGUUCCUUAACACAUUGACUCCCAACGGGCUUCCUCCACAUUUGCUAAAGCUCAAGAUCGGCUGCCCGGUCAUAUUGCUUAGGAAUAUCGACCCCGCGAAUGGGCUGUGCAAUGGUACAAGGUUGGUGGUUCGAGGCUUCCAAAAAAAUUCAAUCGAUGCUGAAAUUGUGCUGGGACAGCAUGCCGGAAAGAGGGUUUUCCUUCCUCGAAUACCGUUGUGCCCCUCUGACGAUGAGAUGUUCCCAUUCCAAUUUAAGAGGAAGCAGUUCCCUAUUAGGCUCAGCUUCGCCAUGAUGGUCAACAAGUCACAGGGCCAAACUAUACCAAAUGUGGGUGUGUACCUGCCCGCCCCUGUGUUCUCUCAUGGUCAGUUGUAUGUUGCUAUGUCUAGAGCCACAGCUAGAACGAAUAUCAAGAUCCUCGCCCUCCCACCUAACGCAGAGGCAGAUGAGGAACAUACUAAAAGGAAGGAAAAGAAAAAAGCUUCUAAGAAAGUGAACGGCCAGGUAUUUAGGUUGAAGUGGUUGCUUAAUGUUGUCACAUGA